Molecule: messenger RNA, 3075 nt
Organism: Trichoderma virens Gv29-8
Lineage: Eukaryota; Fungi; Ascomycota; Sordariomycetes; Hypocreales; Hypocreaceae
Exons: 2
Coding region: 1-3075 (1024 amino acids)
Biological process (GO): RNA processing
Molecular function (GO): RNA binding; protein binding
Source: RefSeq, a predicted model, not a curated record
AUGGCCAAUCCUGUAGGCGAGGAGAGUUGGCUGGCCUAUCUCGACGAAACCACCCGCAACGCCUCCGAUCUCGAGCAGCGCGUAAAUGUCGUCGAACUUUUCAAACGCGCUGUCGGCGCGGAGCCUGGCAGCCUGCGAAUAUGGCUGGCAUACUGCAAUUUCUUCUGGUCUCUUUGGGCGGACAGCCAAUCUGAUGCUGCUGGGUGGCCAGAAGAGGAACAAAUGAUGGGCCGCGAGCUUUUCUCGUUUGGAUCUGCCCUUGAUCUGUGGCAGCAAGGUUACGAGGCCAUCAAAUAUCGCAUCAACGACAGCCAUAUUCUCUGGAACCGCUGGAUAUCGCUAGAAAGGGAGCUGCUGGAGAAGACGAAAACUCCAGAGGGUGUUAAGCGCAUCACGCAUCUGUACCGUGACCGACUGACGACGCCUCAUCUCACUUGGGACGACACGUCGCAAAUGUACUCGAGUUUCUUGUCGGAAUACAAUCGCGCCGGAUGGGAGGAAUCCAUGAAAGACGUCACCGCACUAUCCCAGGACGCAAAGCGCCUAAUGGCGGAGCGGGAUUCCUUUGAGCUUAAAUUGCAACAGGCGUCCAGAGCGGACGACACGGAGGCCCAAAAGAAAAUCAUGACUGAAUAUCUUGAAUGGGAGACAUCACGCACCCAUGACGGACAAGGCAUUGCUGACAUCAAUUUCAACCUCUGCUGUGGACUCUAUGCCAGAGCGUUGACCGGGAUAUUCGCAUCCGACGAAUCGGUUUGGCACCAACAUAUAGUCUUCCUCUCAUCCUCGUACGCCGAUUCAAAAGCCCCUGAAUAUCUACUCAACGCCCUCCGCCGGGCCGUUCAGCAUUGCCCCUGGUCUGGUCGCUUAUGGAAUAGGUUAAUUCUAUGUGCGGAAGAGGCGAAAUUGGAUUUUGCUGAAGUGGAGUCAAUCAAGCAUGCCGCGACGAGCGAAAAUCAGCUCUACAAGCACGGCAUGGAGAGUAUGAUCGAGAUGUAUGUGGCGUGGUGCGGUUUCCUAAAACGAACAGCGAUGGACGCGAGCGCUACGGAUGAGGCUGUCGAUGUGGCUGAUGUAGGGCUGAGUGCCGCUCUCGAGGACGUUGAGGUUGUGGGCAAGAGACUGUACGGCAAAGACUUUCAGGGCGACCCCAAGUUUAGACUUGAGCGUAUCUACAUCCAGUACCUGACUGAGAAGAAGCGAGCGAUAGACGAGGCAAGAAUGCAGUGGAAUAAGCUAGCCAAGGCCCAAAUCCACGCCGACAGUCACGAUUUUUGGUUUCGCUAUUAUAUGUGGGAGAUGCUCAUCUUUUCUUCCACCAGCACGAGCAACAGUCCCACACCCUCCUCUGGAGGAGUCAAUUUCCGGAUACCAGUGCUUGCCACCGCUGUCCUUCAGCGUGCUGUAAACCGGCAGACUAUUGACUGGCCCGAAAAGGUGUUGGAGGUUUACAUGCAGCAUUGCAACGAUUAUGAACAAUCGCAUUCCGUACGCCGAGCGGCAGAUGCCGUGCAGAAAGCUGAAAGGAAUAUUGCGAAGCGACGCGCUCUUGAAGAAGAGGAGAAGGCUGCGGCCUAUGCUGCAUAUUAUGGCACGCAGCCAGCAGACCAUAACGAAGAGGUUUCAGAGGUCUCCCCAGGCCAGUCUAAGAGAAAACGAGAAGAUCCAGUGGAUUCCCAAGAACCCGACAAUACCAACAAUAAGCGCCAAAAGAACGACCACGAAUUGCGUGAAACACAGUCUGGACUACGGAGAGACAGAGAGAACACAUCCGUACUCGUCACAAAUCUCCCUGCCGAGGUCACGCAGACAAAGCUCCGCCAGUACUUCAAGGAGUAUGGUCACAUCAAUAAUAUUACAGCACUGGUGCGAGAAGAAGAUGGUCACUCAUCAACGGCAAUGAUUGAAUUCAGUACUCCAGAAGAAGCUCAAUCUGCAUUACUCAGAGACGGCAAGUUCUUUGGGCAGUCCCAGAUUGAUGUGCAAUCAGCACAUGAUUUAACCAUCUACGUAACCAACUACCCGCCUGCGGCUGAUGAAAAAUACAUUCGUCGGUUGUUCAAGGAUUGCGGAGAUAUUUUGAGCAUUCGAUGGCCCAGUUUGAAGGUGAAUACGCAUCGCCGAUUCUGUUACGUGUCUUUCCGUGACAGUGAAGCAUCUGCCAGAGCAGUGGCAAAAGAAGGUACUAUUCUCGAAGACAAAUAUAAGCUCUUGGCUAAGUACUCGGAUCCCAAUCGCAAAAAAAGCCGCGAGGGUGCUGUUGCUGAGGGCCGAGAAGUUCAUGUCUCGGGAUUGAGCCCCUCGGCUACAGAAGAUGAAAUCCGCGAAAUAUUCUCAAAAUACGGAACCAUUUCGAGAAUAAACGUUCCCCGAAACAUAAGCGGCAAGGGCCGGGGAUUUGCGUUUGUCGACUUUGCAACUAAGGACGAAGCCGAAAAGGCUGCGUCAGAACUGAACAAGACCAAGUUCCUUAACCAGAUACUCCACGUCGAGAUUUCAAAGGCUUCAAAUGUGAAGCCCACGGCUCAUACUGCCGACAUUGCCGCACGCACCAUCGCCCUCAUGGGCCUGCCUGACACGAUUAAUGACGCUCGAGUGCGAGCGCUUGUUGAGCCAUUUGGGCCCAUUGUUAAGCUAGUUCUACAGCCAGGCCAUGGUGGCGCAAAGAUAGAAUUCGCAGACUCUUCUGCUACGGGCAAGGCAAGUCUACAGCUUAGCAACGUCGAGUUUGAAGGCCGCAAACUACAGGUUGGAUCUCCUGAUGAUCUCCGUCACGCCAAGGCCAGGAGAAUGGAAGAUCGCAUUGUCCCCCGUAGCCAGAGUUCGGCCAAGAAAGACAAGCCAGCUAGCACCACAGCGAACAGCUUCAUGCCCUCGUCGGUUAUGAGGCGGCCUACCUUAGGAAGACCAGGUCCAAAGCGAGGGCUCGGUUUCUCUGCCCCAAGAGUAACACCCGGGUCGAAUGUAAAAACCGAUGGUGAAAGUACAAAGCCAGCAACGAAGAGCAACGCGGACUUCAAGGAGCUAUUUUUGAGAGGUUCCAACCCGAAGAAUAACGCCGAGAAGACUGACUAA